Messenger RNA from Anguilla anguilla (European eel), 3199 nucleotides. It is a transcript of the gene pla2g4ab, whose product is annotated as phospholipase A2, group IVAb (cytosolic, calcium-dependent). Gene Ontology annotation, molecular function: calcium ion binding; calcium-dependent phospholipid binding. The coding region runs from base 134 to 2371 and encodes 745 amino acids. Gene Ontology annotation, biological process: glycerophospholipid catabolic process. Gene Ontology annotation, cellular component: endoplasmic reticulum; Golgi apparatus; cytosol. The transcript has 18 exons. The record is from RefSeq and is a predicted model, not a curated record. NCBI's taxonomy places the organism in Eukaryota, Metazoa, Chordata, Actinopteri, Anguilliformes, Anguillidae.
UCUUAUACACUGGUGUAUUACAGUUUGUGCAGAAGGAAUUCGAGUUUUCAGGAUUUAGGUUUUCCCUAUAAACACAAGGGUCUGGAGACUUGGAGGUUGGACAGUGUGGAGUGGAUGUGUCCUAUGACUGGCUAUGUCGUGCAUGGAUCCAUAUCAAUAUAUUAUUGUGGAGCAGCAGUACUCACACAAGCUCAAAGUGACUGUGGCUCGGGCUGAGAAUGUUACAAAGGGAUUGCUGGGAGACCUGCUGGACACACCAGACCCCUAUGUUGAACUGUUCGUCCCAUCUGCCCCCGAGGCAAGAAAAAGGACUCGGCACAUAAACAACAAUGUAAAUCCAGAGUGGAAUGAGACAUUUGAGUUCAUACUUGACCCCAACCAGGAGAACAUGCUGGAGAUUACAUUGAUGGAUGCUAACUAUGUCAUGGAUGAGAUGCUGGGGACUGCAUCAUACGCCAUCUCUAAAGUCAAGGUGGAACAGCCCGAGUUAGUUCUACUUCCCAUUGGCAAUACAACCAAAGUGUAUCUGGAGAUGUCUCUGGAGGUGUGCUCCUCCAUGGAUCUGCGUUUCAGCCUGGCACUGUGUGACAAGGAGAAGCUCUUUAGACAGACACGCGGGGAGAGGGUCAUGCUGGGUAUCAAGAAACUGCUGAACACAGAGAAGGCUCGCUAUCUCCCCACCUCUCUGCAGGAAGUGCCAGUGAUCGCCAUUAUGGGGUCUGGAGGAGGCUUCCGAGCCAUGGUGGGUUUCUCUGGGGUGGUGAAGGCCUUGUACGAGUCUGGAGUGCUGGACUGCGCCAUGUACAUGGCAGGGCUGUCAGGGUCCUCCUGGUACAUGUCUACGCUGUACUCACACCCUGGCUUCCCCACAACGGGCCCCAAGGAGAUCAACCAGGAGCUGAUGAAGAGAGUGAGCUGCAGCCCACUCCGGCUGCUCCUGCCCCAGCACGUCAAGCACUACAUCCAGGCCCUGUGGGCCAAGAAAGCCACGGGGCAGCCCGUCACUUUCACCGACAUCUUUGGCAUGCUCAUCGGAGACACGCUCAUUCCAGGGCGAAUGGACUGUAAGCUCAGCCAGAUGGCGGAUAAAGUGAGUGAGGGGCAGUGCCCACUGCCACUAUUCACCUGCCUGCACGUUAAACCUGAUGUUUCAGAGCUCAUGUUUGCAGACUGGGUGGAGUUUAGCCCGUAUGAGAUUGGAAUGGCCAAAUAUGGCACCUUCAUGACACCAGAUCUGUUUGGCAGUAAGUUCUUCAUGGGCACUGCGGUGAAGCGUUAUGAGGAGAACCCCCUGCAUUUCCUAAUGGGGGUGUGGGGUAGUGCCUUUUCCAUCCUCUUUAACAGAGUACUGGGGAUCAAAGGGGCCACAGCAGGCGGCACCAUGGAAGAAGAGCUUGAACAAAUAAAGCCGGAGCACAUUGUGGGAGAGGAGAGUCUUGACAAUGAGGAAGAACAACAUGAAAAAAUUGCCCAAUCGGGAGUGGAGGACGAGUACCACCAACGAGCCCAAGCCAGCUGGGUGCAGCGCAUGCUCACCUCCCUCGUCAGCGACUCCUCCCUGUUCAACACCCGCGAGGGCCGUGCAGGGAAGGUACACAACUUCAUGCGGGGCCUCAAACUCAACACUGCUGUGCCGUUCUCCCCCUGCGGAGACCGUGUGUGCCAGACGCCAGUCGAAGACGAAGGGGAUGCAGUCACAGACCCAGAUGAAUUUGAUUGCAUCUAUGAGCCCCUGGAUGUGAAAAGCAAGAAGAUCCAUGUGGUAGAUAGCGGACUGACCUUUAACCUGCCGUACCCCUUGAUACUGCGGCCACAAAGAGGAGUGGAUCUCAUUAUUUCCUUUGACUUCUCUGCUCGGCCCAGUGACUCCAGCCCUCCCUUUAAGGAGCUGCUGUUGGCAGAGAAAUGGGCCCGGAUGAACAAGCUGCCCUUCCCAAAAAUUGACCCUAAAGUGUUUGACAGGGAGGGCCUGAAGGAGUUCUACUUAUUCAAACCAGAGAGGGGUGAUAAGAACUGUCCUACUGUCAUCCAUUUUGUGCUGGCAAACAUACAUUUCAGAAACUUCAAGUAUCCAGGAGUUCCUAGAAACACUGAGCAGGAGAGAGAGUAUGCCGAUUUUGACAUUUUUGAUGACCCCGAGACACCUUACUCCACGUUCAACUUCCAUUACUCCAAUCAAGCCUUCACCCAGCUUCAUGACCUGAUGGAGUUCAACACCCUCAACAACACUGAGGUGAUUAAGACUGCAAUCAAGGAAAGCAUCCUUUACAGGAGGGAGAACCCUUCUCACUGUUCUGUCUCUCUCUCACUCUGUGAAAUGCAUAACAAAAAGUUUCUGAAAAGAGAGUCUCAUGACACAACCCAUGUUUAGCUGAAAUAAUGCUGACUUGCCAAUGUCUGGUGAAUCCUAUUACAUUUCGAAGUAUUACAAAUGGGAUUCGGAUUCAAAUGUUGGUCAGGCCAUGCUUACCGAGCCAUGCUCAUCAUUAAUGCAUGUAAAUCCUUCCAGGAGUCGAGAGUGCUCUCCUGUGAAACCAGUUACUUGCUCUUCAAUAUUCAUAUCUAAUAAAUAAUAAUGUAACAGUAUUUUAGACUUUCAGGGAAAUUACCCUCAUACCAAAUGGAAUUCCAUUAUAUGAAAUGAUAUAUUUCUUUUUAAAAAUUUAAUUAAUUUUAUUUUUCAUUUCAGAAAAUGCAUUGCUUAAAACAACUUGAAAAUACUAUUGAAAAUAUAAGUGCCACACAUCCAUCAUAAGAUGAUCUGAUAAUAUAAAAAUAGAAGAGAAACUCUUCCUCAGACAACUGAGUGCAGGAUGGGAUCAGACUGGGUCAGCAAGAACUGCAUAGAGAGGGAUAUUAUAGUAGAGAUGUGGAAAAAAAAGUCAUAUGGUCAGAUGAGUCAUCCUUCACCAUAUACUGUACAUACAAGUUUAUGUACAUUCUCUUACAGGUUAUUUUUUUCUAAGCAAUUGAGCAAUUUUACAUUUAGCAUUGUCUAAGGCUGACUUUCACUGAGGAGCAGACAAAGCCAUGGAAGUAUUAAAACUGUUGUAUUAACUGAUAUUAUUUUUACUGUCUGUGUUAUUUAAGUAUACAUGGUAUUCACAGCUACAGAGAUUUUUUACACAAUCCUUAAUCAUUUGCUCAGGACAGGCUUAAUGAGCCAGGUUUGUAUGGGAACAUUUAAACCCAAGACUAC